Sclerotinia borealis F-4128 is the source of this 765-nucleotide messenger RNA. NCBI's taxonomy places the organism in Eukaryota, Fungi, Ascomycota, Leotiomycetes, Helotiales, Sclerotiniaceae. The record is from the annotation of a GenBank genome assembly.
AUGGCAUCCAAAUCGAACAUCCACCUCUACACAACCCAGACUCCUAACGGCAUCAAAGUGUCUAUUACGUUGGAAGAGCUUGGUCUUGCAUACACGGUGCACAAGGUUGAUAUAUCCAAGAGCACCCAGAAGGAGCCAUGGUUCCUUGAGAUCAAUCCUAAUGGACGGAUUCCCGCUUUGACCGAUACGUUCACAGAUGGCGAGAAUAUUAGAUUAUUUGAAAGUGGUAGCAUUCAGCAGUACCUUGUCGAUAGAUAUGAUGCAGAGCACAAGAUUUCAUAUCCAAAGGGAACAAGAGAGUACUAUGAGGUCAACAACUGGCUCUUCUUUCUCAACGCUGGGGUAGGUCCCAUGCAAGGCCAAGCCAAUCACUUCACCAAAUAUGCACCCGAGAAGAUUGAGUAUGGUAUCAAUCGCUACGUAAACGAGACCAGGCGUUUGUAUUCUGUCUUGAAUACCCAUCUCGAGAAGUCCACCUCUGGUUAUUUGGUGGGGGACAGAUGUACUAUUGCUGACAUUGCCCACUGGGGUUGGGUGACUUCUGCUUUCUAUAGCGGAGUUGACAUUGAGGAAUUCCCGGCUCUGAAGGCAUGGGAUGAAAGAAUGGAGAAGAGACCUGCAGUAGAAAAGGGUCGACAUGUCCCAGAUCCGCACAGUAUCGGAGCCUUAAAAAGGGAUCCCGAUCGUGAGGCGAAAAUGAAGACUGCAGCUGAGAAGGGCAGAGAGUGGAUACAGACAGGCAUGAAAGCCGAUGCCAAGAAAUAA